This is a messenger RNA of Pristis pectinata (smalltooth sawfish), 2940 nucleotides long. Its product is annotated as neurofilament medium polypeptide-like. Gene Ontology annotation, biological process: neurofilament bundle assembly. Lineage: Eukaryota; Metazoa; Chordata; Chondrichthyes; Rhinopristiformes; Pristidae. Bases 169 to 2730 code for a protein of 853 amino acids. The record is from RefSeq and is a predicted model, not a curated record. Gene Ontology annotation, cellular component: postsynaptic intermediate filament cytoskeleton; cytoplasm; axon. The transcript is spliced from 3 exons. Gene Ontology annotation, molecular function: structural constituent of cytoskeleton.
UCGAAGGUGCAUUGCCAGUUUAAAUGCAAAGCAGAGAGACCUGCAAGCAUCACACAUUUCCUCUGGGUAGUCGGAGAAACAAAUUAGCAGCGUCAGCAUCAGGUUUCCCAAUAAAAGGUUCGGUGCACGAGGGGACUGUACUGUUCCAGACAGUCCGGCAGAAGCACGAUGAGUUACGGCUGGGAUUUAUUUGAUGCUCUUCCAACAAGGAGGCUGCUUUCGGACUCCUCCAGGAACAUGGGUUUUCGCACUCAGAGCUGGUCCAGAGGCACCGUCUCAUCCCUCAAGCACAGUCCCCUGUCUGUAAGCCGAGGUUUCAGCUCGCUGGUUCACCGGCCGUCAGACAGCAUGCAGCUCUAUCAGUCUGGAGCCUUCUCCGAAGAUCACAUUGCAGUCAGCCUCAACGAGAAGCUGCUGAUGCAGGGGCUGAACGAUCGCUUUGCUGGUUUCAUCGACAAGGUCAGGCAGCUGGAGCAGCAGAACCAGGGGCUGGAGGCAGAGAUCGCAGCCCUGAGAGAGCGGCAGAGCUCCCAGUCUGGCCUUGCAGAUAUCUACGAGCCCGAAAUGUCAGAGUUACGGAACCUCAUUCUGGAAACUGAAAACCAGAAGACACAAGUUCUCCUGGACCGCGACCACUUGAAGGAGAAUCUCCAACGGCUGAAGGAAAAGUACGAGGCAGAGGCACAGGUUCGUCUGGACACGGAGGCAAGUUUGCACGCCUGCAAGAAAGACCAAGAGAACAGUAACCUGGUGAGACAGGAGUUAGAAAGGAAAGCACAAUCUCUGAUGGAUGAAAUCACCUUUCUCAAGAACAACCACGAGGAAGAGGUGUCUGACCUGUUCUCUCAGAUCCAAGCUUCACAGGUCGGUGUAGAAAUGAAAGAUUUCACCAAGCCCGAUCUGGCGGGAGCUCUGAGGGCGAUUCGAGCCCAGAUGGAAGGCUGUGCCGGUAUUAACAUGCAGCAGGCAGAGGAAUGGUUCGCGUCCAGAGUGGCCAAACUCAACGACGCAGCGGCAAUCAACAAGGAAGCUCUACAGAGUACAAGGCAAGAGAUCAGCGAGUACAGUCGGCAGUUACAGUCCAAGAACAUCGAGCUGGAGACACUGAGAGGGAGGAAGGAGUCCCUGGAAAAGCAGCUGAAUGAUGCUGAAGCCAGACACGACGGAGAAUUAAUCCAGUACCAGGACACCAUUCAACAAUUAGAAAACGAGCUUAAAAAUACAAAACAGGAAAUGACUCUCCACCUGAGGGAAUAUCAAGAUCUACUGAAUGUCAAAAUGGCCUUGGACGUGGAGAUCGCCUCCUACAGGAAACUCCUUGAAGGUGAAGAGACAAGAUUCGGUGACUUCACUCCCUCAGUGUAUACAUACAAACCACAGCCUUUAGCACACACAACCUACGUGACAACCAAGACCAAAGCCACCUCCACAAAGGUUAUGCCUCAGUAUAGGUUUGUAGAAGAAAUCAUCAGUGCAACGACAAAGGAAAUUAAUCUGGCAGAGCUGGAAGCUGCUGACUACAAGGCAGUCGUUGACCAGGAAGGAAAAAUAGCAGAAGAUGAAGCAGCAGUAAAAGAGGGGGAGGAUGUGGAGAAGGAAGCCGGGGAACCAAAAGAAGCAGCUGAAGAGGAGGAAAAGGAGACUGAAGAGGCAGAAGAUAAAGGUGAGGUUCAGGAGGAAGAGGCAAAGGAGGCUGCUGAGGAAGAAAAGGAAGAAGAGGAAAAGGGUGAAGAAGCUGCAGAAGAAGUAAAGGAUGAAGAGAAGGCAGAAGAAAAGGCUGAAGAGGAUAAGGAUAAAGAGAAGGUUGAAGAGGCAGAAGAAAAGGUUGAAGCAGUAGCAGAAAAGGUUGAAGAGCAGGAAGAAAAGAAGGUUGAAGAGGUAGAGGAGGAAAAGGCUGAAGCAAAGGAAGAAGAGAAGGUUGAAGAGAAGGCAGUAGAGGAAAAGGCUGAAGUAAAGGAAGAAGAGAAGGUUGAAGAGAAGGCAGUAGAGGAAAAGGCUGAAGUAAAGGAAGAAGAGAAGGUUGAAGAGAAGGCAGUAGAGGAAAAGGCUGAAGCAAAGGAUGAAGAGAAGGUUGAAGAGAAGGCAGUAGAGGAAAAGGCUGAAGUAAAGGAAGAAGAGAAGGUUGAAGAGAAGGCAGUAGAGGAAAAGGCUGAAGUAAAGGAAGAAGAGAAGGUUGAAGAGAAGGCAGUAGAGGAAAAGGCUGAAGUAAAGGAAGGAGAGGUUGAGGAGAAGGCAGAAGAGAAGGCUGAAGAGGAAAAGGCUGAAGAAAAGAAGGCUGCAGAAGAAGUAAAGGAUGAAGGGAAGGUUGCUAAGGCUGAAGAAAAGGUUGAAGAGAAGGCAGAAGAGAAGACUGAGGAGGCUGAGGAGAAGGUUAAAGUAAAGGAUGGAGAGGUGAAAGAGAAGGAAGAUGGGAAGAAGGCAGAAGAGAGGAAAGAAGAGAAGGCAGAAGAAGUGAAGGAUGAAGAAAAGAUUUCUGAAGAGAAAGAGGUUUCUAAAACGAAAGAGGCUGAAGUGGUGCGUGCAGACUCAGGGAAGGGUGAUGAGCAGGUUGCAGCUAAACCAAAAGAAAAGGUUGAAACCAAAGCAGCAACUGAGCAAGGAGCCAGUGAAACAACUGUGGAGGGAGAGGAGACCCAGGCAACCACGGCAACGGAAACCGGGCCCGUGAAAGAUAAGGAGACAGAAAGUGAAGCUAAGGAUGGAGCAGCCUCCACAGGGAAAGACCAGUAGACAGGGUAAAGGACGAAUGGCUCAAGCAGCAACAAUGGCCGAACGCUUCCUAAACACAAAGCUGAAAGAACAAUGAGCACUGCAUGUUGAUGGAGACAAGUUUCAGGGCCUGAUGUGUACACUGUAGACAAUGAGAUAAUCUCAGGGCAAUAACCAGCUAAGCUAAUGUUGCAUGAACGUUUGCACUGUUAAAUUAUGGAGGCAUCACAU